Molecule: messenger RNA, 1104 nt
Organism: Candidula unifasciata
Lineage: Eukaryota; Metazoa; Mollusca; Gastropoda; Stylommatophora; Geomitridae
Source: the annotation of a GenBank genome assembly
AUGUUUGAAACAGACAAGACACAACACAAAGAUAAUGACAGUAACAUUGAUGAGUGGAGUGACGCAGAUGAAGAUGAGCUUGCUAAAAUUGAUUUCUUUGAUAAUGGUUGUGAACUAUCUAAGUUCUCCCUGGAAUGUGACAAGUUGCUGUCAGCGGAAGGUACACCUCUUCAGCGCUACAGGCCUAAAUAUUUAAUCGUCUCGGAUUUUGUCCAGCAGUACUGGUGUGAACAACAGUUAUUGUACAGAUUGUCACCGGAGGCCUACCUACUUAAUGUAUCACCUGGAGUGGAUGUCAGUAUUGAAGAGAGCGCUGAAAGUAAGGAGGUGAAAGAAAGAGGAUCUGAUGUCCACCUGGCAAGAGAGUUAGAAAUUCAAGUGCCAGUUGAAGUUGAAGUGAUUACAAAAGAGGAUGCCUGGGCGGUUAAGUUCCUGAACAUACAAACGAUGAUCCUGGCUUUCACUAAAGGACACCGUGUGGCCAGAGAAGUCCCAGUAUUUGGUGUGCCUUUUGGGAGCGGCUUUUUUGUGUAUGGCAUUAUUGACGAAUUACAGUAUAAUCCUGACCUCCAUACUGUUGAGAUAUUGGAACUGAAAACUAGAAAAUCCUGCUAUCCUCCAAGAAAAAGUCAGCAGGAUAAAGACGCAUUUCAGGUAGGCUUAUAUGCUGAAAUGUUCAAUGAUCUUGUGCGAGGUAUGGUUACCAGAGAAAUGGUGGAGAAUCAUUUAAAACUGACACUGGACACACCGUUAAGUGGUGGCAUACAAAGGCACAUUCAUCAACAGAACAAGAAAGUUAAAAUGAAAAUAUUCACUUGUGGGGAUAUCUUGGAUAUGGUUUUAAGUCAGAUGCAGUCUUUCACCUGCAUUACUAAAGGCACAGUGGAGUACGUCCACCAAGAAAGCAGGAAACAGAUUUCCACAUUCCCCAUGACACUUGACCAGGAGAAGCUGAGAAGUCUCUUUCUCAAGCAGUGUGAGUGGUGGAGAGGAGAAAGAGGAACAGUCGGUGUAGAUGUUGAAGACUGUUGGAAAUGCAGCUAUUGUCAGUUUGCUCCCUUCUGUGAAUGGCGAGCUGUGAAGGCAGCUGAAUCAAAACAUUAG